Lytechinus pictus (painted urchin) is the source of this 2924-nucleotide messenger RNA. Its product is annotated as tubulin alpha-1 chain-like. Gene Ontology annotation, cellular component: microtubule; cytoplasm. The transcript is spliced from 3 exons. The record is from RefSeq and is a predicted model, not a curated record. Bases 265 to 1521 code for a protein of 418 amino acids. Gene Ontology annotation, molecular function: structural constituent of cytoskeleton; GTP binding. NCBI's taxonomy places the organism in Eukaryota, Metazoa, Echinodermata, Echinoidea, Temnopleuroida, Toxopneustidae. Gene Ontology annotation, biological process: mitotic cell cycle; microtubule cytoskeleton organization.
AUGCCAUGGUCAUUGCAAAUGAAUUAGAAAGCAGAAAGCUUCGAUGAGGUAUAUAGUGAAUGGAUAAACGUGCACGGCUGGCGGGUGCUUGAGUCAAUACAUCCUAGCAUAAAAUAUUCGAUUUGGUUUCAGACCUUAUGACACCUUUCUGCUUGAUUUCAGCGUGAAUGUAUUUCUCUCCAUGUUGGUCAAGCCGGAGUCCAGAUCGGCAAUGCCUGCUGGGAGUUGUACUGUCUUGAGCACGGCAUCCAACCUGAUGGUCAGAUGCCCUCAGACAAGACCAUCGGAGGUGGUGAUGACUCCUUCAACACCUUCUUCAGUGAGACUGGAGCUGGAAAGCAUGUUCCUCGUGCCGUCUUCGUCGACCUCGAACCCACCGUUGUUGAUGAGGUUCGAACCGGCACGUACCGUCAGCUCUUUCACCCAGAGCAGCUGAUUACUGGCAAAGAAGAUGCUGCCAACAACUACGCCCGAGGUCAUUACACAGUCGGGAAAGAGUUGAUCGAUAUCGUUCUUGACAGGAUCAGGAAAUUGGCUGACCAGUGCACAGGUCUUCAGGGAUUCCUAGUCUUUCAUAGCUUUGGUGGAGGCACCGGCUCAGGAUUCACAUCACUUCUCCUAGAACGCCUCUCUGUUGACUACGGAAAGAAGUCUAAGCUCGAGUUCGCCAUCUAUCCUGCUCCCCAGAUCUCUACCGCUGUUGUAGAACCCUACAACUCGAUCUUGACUACCCACACUACCCUGGAGCACUCCGACUGUGCCUUCAUGGUCGACAACGAGGCUAUCUACGAUAUCUGUCGUCGUAACCUCGACAUCGAAAGGCCGACUUACACCAACCUGAACCGUCUCAUUGGGCAGAUCGUAUCGUCAAUUACUGCAUCUCUGCGGUUUGAUGGCGCCCUCAACGUUGAUCUGACUGAGUUCCAGACAAAUCUGGUGCCCUAUCCUCGUAUUCAUUUCCCUAUGGCUACAUAUGCCCCAGUCAUCUCUGCUGAGAAGGCUUACCACGAGUCCCUGUCCACUGCUGAGAUCACCAAUGCCUGCUUCGAGCCUGCCAACCAGAUGGUAAAAUGUGAUCCCCGUCACGGCAAGUACAUGGCCUGCUGUCUCCUGUACCGUGGUGAUGUCGUCCCCAAGGAUGUCAACGCCGCAAUCGCUACCCUCAAGACAAAGCGUACCAUCCAGUUCGUCGACUGGUGUCCAACUGGCUUCAAGGUUGGGAUAAACUACCAGCCACCCACCGCCGUUCCCGGUGGUGAUCUUGCCAAGGUCCAACGUGCUGUCUGCAUGUUGAGCAACACCACCGCCAUCGCAGAGGCAUGGGCUCGUCUUGACCACAAAUUCGAUCUGAUGUACGCCAAGCGUGCUUUCGUCCAUUGGUACGUCGGAGAGGGUAUGGAAGAAGGAGAAUUCUCUGAGGCUCGUGAAGAUUUAGCUGCUCUUGAAAAGGACUACGAAGAGGUCGGUGUCGACUCCCCCGGUGAAGAGGGAGAAGAAGGAGAGGAAGGAGAUGAAUACUAAGCUUUGAUGUUUGAUUUGUCUUACCUUUAAUACUCGAUUUUAAUUCCUAUCAAACAACAUCGUAAUGACGGCAUUUUAUUUCUUGUUUUCUCCGUCCUGGUGGGUGUUUCAUAAAGCUGUUCGUAAAGUUAAGCAUGACUUUACGCACGACUGGAACAUGUUCUUGGGUCAUAAAUCAAUUGCAUAGGGAUAUCCCAUAGCACAUGAAAGGAUCACCAGUCAUGCGUAAAGUCAUUCGUAUCUUACGAACAGCUUUAUGAAACACCCACCAGGCUUUUAUUCUUAGUGCUUUCUGUGAACGUAGAGCAAGACGCUAUCUCUAGCAAUGCUGCAUUAUUGCGACUGAAUGUGAAUGAUUUUAAGACGCCCGGUUGGGGCAGAUCAAAAAAUUGUUUCAAUAUGGACAGAAUUUGACAAGUAGAAAUUAUAAUGGGUUCGAAAUUUUUGCCUAAAGAUGUGGUAUAACUGCCUGAAAAAGAUAAUCUCAACGGAAAUAUAAGCAUAAAAAAGGAUCAUCACUUAAUGAUAAAAAAAAAUUUGCUACCAUAACUUCAAAAUGGGCACGAUGAACGGGGCCCAUGAGAAUUGUUCCCCUAGGCUCCCGUUCAGCGGCUAGGGAUAUGUGAGGUUGUGUGGGUGAGUGUGUGUGUGUGUAUGUGUAUCGGCUGUGCCAUGACCUGUGAGUGUAUGUGCAAUAUUUUGAAUUUUUUUAAACACCUUUUCUGAACAUGAGUGUUUUAUUAAGUAUCCUAUCUUUGUUUUUCAGUGACAAAUUUCCCCUGAGCCAAUCGGGUGCAAGGAUUUCAGUGGCUUUUAACAAAUAAUCAGUACACUAUCACUAUUUGGUUCAUGAAAUGUUCCUCGAAUAAUCUUUUAUCUGCUAUGGUAAGUUGUGAUAUAUGACUUUUUAUUUUCUAGUUGUAAUAUGAAACUCAAAUACAACUCCGCUCCUUCCCAAAACAAAGAAAGCACAAUGAGCUAAUAUAUAAUUUCUAAUGUCCAAAGGUAAUCAAAUUGUAUUCUACAAUCAAUUACUUAAAAUACAUUGUCAAAGUUAUUUAAUAGUAGAUGAAUUUUGCCAAAGGAAAAUGGUGAACAAAUGCGAAUCAGAGCAUGGUGAAGAAAGCAUACAUAUCGAUAAUCUUAUAUUUAAUAUAAAAUUACCGUUCUAGAUAAACAUACAAUACAAUUGCUGAAUUGGUUCAAUAGGCUUUGCCCUAUGAUCAAGUCAGAAAGUGAUAUGAACAACAAAUAUCUGAUCAUUUAUUGGCGUCAGUCUUGUUUGAAUAAAAUAACUAUAUAAAACAUGUUAAAUUGUCAAAUUAAACUCGCCGAGUAUACAUUCCUUACAUUGAGCCUUUGUCAAGAAUAUAUGAAAUAAAUUUUGAGUCUUUUCAGUGUGA